Messenger RNA from Tribolium castaneum (red flour beetle), 693 nucleotides. RefSeq names its product Rrp46 (gene Rrp46). Gene Ontology annotation, biological process: nuclear mRNA surveillance; poly(A)-dependent snoRNA 3'-end processing; rRNA catabolic process. The record is from RefSeq and is a predicted model, not a curated record. The transcript is spliced from 4 exons. NCBI's taxonomy places the organism in Eukaryota, Metazoa, Arthropoda, Insecta, Coleoptera, Tenebrionidae. Bases 67 to 684 code for a protein of 205 amino acids. Gene Ontology annotation, cellular component: nucleolus; cytoplasmic exosome (RNase complex); nuclear exosome (RNase complex).
CUUUAGUCAAAUCGUGUUGGCUAAGCUGAUCUUGUCGUUUUCAAAUUAACCUAACUUUUUUGUAACAUGAGUAAACUAAAAUCCAGUUGUAAAUUGGGCAUUUUGAGCAGACCGGACGGCUCUGUGUUGUUUUCACAAGAUGAGACAACUGUGGUAGCAGGUGUGUAUGGCCCUGUUGAGAGCAAGGCCAACAAGGCAUUGGUCGAAAAAGCCUGCGUAGAGGCUCAUUUUAGGCCUAAGUCUGGAUUGCCAGGUGUGAAAGAUAGGUUAAAUGAAUCAAUCAUUAGAAAUGUAUGUGAGGCUGCAAUUGCAACAGCUAUGUACCCCCGGACUUCGGUCGUCGUUGUUAUACAAGAAAUGCAAAAUAAUGGACAGCUAAUUUCGUGCGCUCUAAAUGCCGCAUGUUUGGCGCUACUUGACUCAGGAAUCGACAUGAAAUGCAUGUUUGCUGCCGUGACGUGUUUUAUACACAAAGAUGAAAGUUUAGUAUUUACGCCACCUAUUAACGAAGACCAGGUUAAAGCAAUGUUUAUGUUUGUCUUUGAUAGCGUUGAAAAAAGUAUAAUUGCGUCACAUACUGAUGGUUCUUUUAGUGUUGAACAAUACAAGGAUGCGUUAAGUUUAUGUAAAGAAGAGUGUGCGAAUAUGUUUGAUUUUUUUAAGAAGUCUUUGACAAUAAAAUAAAUAUUUUUA